AAAGUAUACCCUUGCAGUCAAUGCACAAAGCAGUUCAAUCGCCCAAGCGCUCUAGAAACACAUUCAUAUACACAUAGUCUUGAAAAGCCAUUUCAGUGUCUAAGCCCUAAUUGCGGUCGAAAGUUCUCGGUAGUUUCUAAUUUAAGAAGGCAUUUCAAGGUUCAUCAAAAACAAUCCUUAAAUUGCAACAAAAUUACAUCUCAGGAAAGACUUCGCUGUGUUCGACAAUUAAUAAAGAAAAAGCCCAGCGAU
Molecule: messenger RNA, 252 nt
Organism: Mucor mucedo
Lineage: Eukaryota; Fungi; Mucoromycota; Mucoromycetes; Mucorales; Mucoraceae
Exons: 2
Biological process (GO): regulation of transcription by RNA polymerase II
Cellular component (GO): nucleus
Molecular function (GO): RNA polymerase II cis-regulatory region sequence-specific DNA binding; DNA-binding transcription factor activity, RNA polymerase II-specific
Source: RefSeq, a predicted model, not a curated record